Bipolaris oryzae ATCC 44560 is the source of this 543-nucleotide messenger RNA. RefSeq lists its product as uncharacterized. The record is from RefSeq and is a predicted model, not a curated record. NCBI's taxonomy places the organism in Eukaryota, Fungi, Ascomycota, Dothideomycetes, Pleosporales, Pleosporaceae. The annotation marks the transcript as partial. The transcript is spliced from 2 exons.
CACAUCUCAGGUUGGAAUCCAAUUAAUAGGAUCUCUGAGACAUCGGUUGGGGAUUGGGCCUAUAGGGAGCCCGAUCCGGAGUACGGUCUUCACAAUGCCCUUGAUGAGGAACCAGUCCAUCCAAGUCUCGAAGAAAAGUACCUUGACCACUACGGCUGUUUGAAUUACAUCAAUAGCAUGCACAAGCUAACAUGGACAAAGGAAAAGCUAGCUGAUGAAGAGAGAGCGGAGCAAUCCAACAAUGUUUGGGGUCAAGAUCCAGUCGCCCGGAAACACGGCACACCCAUCAAAAGGCCAUGGGAUGUCGAAGAGGACGCGUGGUUGGACCUCUUCCACGAAAAGAUCCGUGGUGCAAUCGAAGCUGGGGCGGUGAUCAAAAUCCCAGGACGCGGACCCGUCUUGGAAGCAUUCAACGCAUUCUUCAAGCGCAAGCGUUUGGAAGAAGGAGAUGAGCCUGCUGCUGCUGCCGCUGCCGGAGAGAGUGAGUGGACACCGCGUACCAUAGGGUCAAUGCAUCGGAAGUUGCGCUUUGGGGGGAGUAAA